This is a messenger RNA of Microplitis demolitor, 756 nucleotides long. RefSeq names its product trypsin 3A1. The coding region runs from base 1 to 756 and encodes 251 amino acids. The record is from RefSeq and is a predicted model, not a curated record. The transcript is spliced from 8 exons. Gene Ontology annotation, molecular function: serine-type endopeptidase activity. Lineage: Eukaryota; Metazoa; Arthropoda; Insecta; Hymenoptera; Braconidae. Gene Ontology annotation, biological process: proteolysis.
AUGAUGAGUAAAAUUGAAUAUUCAUUGGCGGUCAAUGGAGAUGAUGAUAAUAAUGAAGAAGAUAAUCUGACAAUUUCUAAUAGAAUUGUUGGAGGUCGCCCAGUGCUUAUUAAUAAAUUACCAUUUAUGGUUUCAAUGCAAUGGCGACAUGAUUCCGAGCACUAUUGCGGGGGUAGUUAUAUUAAACCUAGAUUUGUGUUAACGGCAGCCCAUUGUCUUUGUCUGAGAAUGUCUCGCGGCCGAUGGACACCUUUCAACCCUUGGCUCUUCGUAGUUGUGGCUGGAAGUACUAAUCUUAAGUAUGCUCCUACAUGGCAAAUACAAAAUAUUUAUAGAAUGAUACCACAUCAGCGGUUUAAUUUUCGCACUAUGAUUCAUGAUAUCGGGCUAAUACAGCUAGUUGAGCCUUUUCAUUUAACGAGCUACGUUAAUUUUAUAAAUAUUCCAAAAAGGAAAGAAAAUCAUGAGGACAAUGAAAAUUGUAUGACUACAGGAUGGGGAGAUACAAAAAUUCUUCAUUCGGCAAUUUUACUGAGGCAAGUAGAAAUACCAUUAAUAAAUAAUGAGGAGUGUGGAAAAUAUCUAGGAGGAGAAAUACCUGAUUCACAGAUGUGUGCAGGUAGAAAGGAGGGCGGUGUUGACGCUUGUCAAGGUGACAGUGGUGGCCCACUUAUUUGCAAUGAAACACAAGUGGGUAUCGUAUCUUGGGGAUAUGGUUGUGCUGAACGUCAGUCACCAGGAGCAUGCAGAUUCUGA